AUGAGGUGGCAGUCACAGAGGCACAUGCUUCUGCUCAAGAACUCAUUAAACCUGUCCAUUCCUUGUCUUGGAUCGUUGGUUGUGAGGGCUUGUGGCUACUGUUGUCUCCUCAGGCUUUGUCUCCUUCUUGGCCUUGUGAUAAAUGAACUUCCCAAUGGCCAGCACUCGCGGGCUCUGCUUUCAUUGGAGGAUGGCCACAACGUGAGAUAA
Messenger RNA from Sphenostylis stenocarpa, 210 nucleotides. Lineage: Eukaryota; Viridiplantae; Streptophyta; Magnoliopsida; Fabales; Fabaceae. The record is from the annotation of a GenBank genome assembly.